Molecule: messenger RNA, 2296 nt
Organism: Marchantia polymorpha subsp. ruderalis
Lineage: Eukaryota; Viridiplantae; Streptophyta; Marchantiopsida; Marchantiales; Marchantiaceae
Source: the annotation of a GenBank genome assembly
CGGCCCGGGCAGCUGGGAGGAAAUGGUCCAAUUUAUCGUCAUGCCGCUGCGGCUUGUUGUUUAAGCUCCCUGACCAUGUCGCCUACUUGCUCUUGAGCCCCCUCUGCCGGUGUUGCCAUGGUGCACAGCUUCAUCGAUCCGUCGAGACUGAGCAAAAAUAACCUGCGCCCAUGCCCAAGCCCAUGCCGUGCCUCCUCUUACAUGCUCAGCAGUCCAGCUCUUCGCCGGGUGGACUCGUGUUACAGAAGUGAUUUUGCGUCUCGUGGACUCCACCGCUUAUGCCGUGCUCUUGAUGAUUCUGUGUACCCACAAACGUGCUCCCUGAAGUAGCACCUCGAGAUUCUUGCUAUUUGUUCGUGAACGAUAUUUGUCGAAUUGGUUCAUAGCGGUGUGAUUCGUUUGUGAAGUGUUUACGAUGACAGAUGAUGGAGAAGAUUACACCGUCGUAAGAGAAAGAAUUCAAUGAUUGUUGCCCACGCUGCUUUUCUCGACGGUUAGGAGAAAUCCACCUCGAUUGUGACCUGAGUCACUUACUCGUCAGUCGGCAGCUCGCGGACGUGAUGCGAAGGACGGAGACAGGGGAUGGGGCCAUUUCUAUGUUAGGAUACGAAUUGAGGAGAUUAUGAACUGUGGCACUUUUUCGAGUAAUUUCUGAUUCGAGAAAUUCGACAGCACACGCCUUGGUGAUUGUCAAAUCAUAUCAUUGUGGCUGCACGAUGGACCCCGAGAAGGAUUCUGUGGUGUUAGAAAGCAAGGUGGACUUGGCUCAGUGUGUUGCGGAGGGGAAGAUGGUGGGUGAUGAUCUCAUUUGGAAGGAAAUCGACUACUCGGAAACUUGUUUGGUCAGUUCGAUGUUCCAAGAGGCAGUUGAGGCGUCAACUUCUUGCCUUCGUGAACUCUCCAAGAGAAUUACCGAUGAGGGUGCCUGGCUAUCAGCAGAAGCAAGAAGCUUAUCUGCGGAAUCCUACUCACAGAAGAACAGUGAAGAUGUUGGGGAGCUUCUCUCCAUGGUGGAAGCGUCAGGGAUGGUGUUGCUGCAGGCGUUAAGUGGACUGGGCCGGUCGAGCGAGAUUUUUGAUGUUCUCACUUCUGUUUUCAACUCCGUCUCAAGAGUUCCGUACUCCUUGUUCCUGACGGGGAUAUGCCUACAGCUUUCUGUGGGCCUUCACGGUUCAGCUAAAAUUGCUCUGGAAGAGUAUUUGAGUGACUGGAAAUCAGUGAAGGGAGCAGAUGGUCUCUUGACCAAGACGGUUAUCCCCAUUGGAACUUGCCAGAGAGUCGUGCGAGAGAUUGGAUCGGCAUCCAGUUCUUUGCAUCUCACGAAGACGGGGUUUCUACAGCUGGCAGAAAUAUAUGCUAUCGAGGUCCUUGUGAUUGGACUGAAGAAUCCGAAAGCAGCUCUUCUUUGGAUCACCCAAACGAACACUUUAGAAGAUAAGAAGACGCUCAUCAUUGAGAAAAUUCAGCACAUCGUGCAGCAAGAGCGAGCGAAGGCCAAGCAAAAGGAGCAAAGCGCAGAUAGUUUUUGUGCCAGCACCGCCAGUCCUGUUGGUACUCCUCACCAGAGGACUCGAGAGCAGACGAAUGGUGCAAAGCGGAAUGACCAAGAUUCACUUGGAGAUGUUCAGGCUGCUGAUGGAGCUACAAAAGAUGAGUCGAGUCCAAAAGGACCUGGACAGUCCAACUCCAGAGCUGUUUCUAAGGGAUCAGGCUUUUGUGGACGGUUUCCUUUUGCCCGGACAGUUUGCAAGUUAAUAGAGCUGGUGAUGAUGCGGAUUAGGGCACACUUAUUUUCACACUCUGACGGUUUGCCGGAAGGCAAGUUGCUUCUAACGGGAGCGUUCACCUCCAUUCUCGUGAUUGCUCUUCUUCGAAACCGACGGAAGGUGCUAAGGAUCUUUGCAAUCUUGAUGAAUCCUGUGAGAAGUGCUCUCAGUGACCUCUGGCAGCAGGCAUUCAGUGUGCAACUGAAUCCUUUGGCAGCAGCGCAACCUUUUCCUACUUCAAGGUCACUGGUAGCAUAGAAUUUUUAAAUUCGAGGGAAUUGCUCCUUCCCUCCCAACUUCAGUCACCUACGGGCUACAAGUACGAUGAUCCUCAUUUGGCUGUUAGGCUAUGGCACAAUAACACAGGGUUGAAUAUGGAAUCGGAGGAGGUUCAGUCUCUGGGUAAACUUACCAAGAAUGAUUGCAAAAUUCGAGAGUCCAUGUUAUAUGGCGAUCAUGCUAGAAAUCUGUUACAAGGAGAGAAGAUAAGCAGGCCUUGACGGACGGAUCUUCGAAGGCUUCUAGAAAAG